Molecule: messenger RNA, 2505 nt
Organism: Salarias fasciatus (jewelled blenny)
Lineage: Eukaryota; Metazoa; Chordata; Actinopteri; Blenniiformes; Blenniidae
Product: ras-related protein Rab-7L1-like
Exons: 5
Coding region: 141-752 (203 amino acids)
Biological process (GO): phagosome-lysosome fusion; endosome to lysosome transport
Cellular component (GO): lysosome; trans-Golgi network; late endosome
Molecular function (GO): GTPase activity; GTP binding
Source: RefSeq, a predicted model, not a curated record
GCUGAUCUGAGGCAGGUUUCAGUCUCAACACUUUUUGUCCAGUUCUACGGUGUGAAGACUCAUAAAUAGCAUUUCCUGAGCUGAAGGUUGAACUUUGAUCAGCUGAAAUCCCCCAGUGGUGGACUGAAGAGCACAAAGACAUGAAGGAGCAUGUGAUGAAAAUUGUGAUCAUCGGCGACGCGGCAGUAGGGAAGACGUCUUUUGUACAUCGAUACGUCAACGGACAGUUCAGCCAGACAUACCUGCCGACAAUGGGAGUGGAUUUUUCUGUGAAAGUGCUGCGGUGGUCAGAGAAAGAGACAGUCAGACUGCAUAUCUGGGACAUUGCAGGCCAGGAGCGUUUCGUCUCCAUGACCAGGGUCUACUACAAAGGGGCUCUGGGCUGCGUUGUGAUGUUUGACGUCACCAAAUUGUCCAGCUUCCUGAAGUGUCACCACUGGAAACAGGACCUGGAUAACAAGGUGAUGCUGCCCAGCGGAGCUCCCAUCCCCUGCAUCCUGCUGGCCAACAAGUGUGACCUUCCUGAGCGGGUGGUGACAGCAGACAGCAUCGCCGAGUUCAGCAAGAACAACGGCUUCUUCACCUGGAUGGAGACCUCAGUCAGAGACAACAGGAACGUUGAUGAAGCCAUGAGGAGGUUGGUGCAGGAGAUCCUGUCGGUCCAGUCCAGUGAGGACCAGACACUGUCCAGCCUGGAAGACAGCGUCGAUCUUCAGUCUCGCAAAGCCACAAAGCGAAAAAACUGCUGCUGACGACUUCCUGAUGACUCCAGUUCAGUGGUUCCAGCAGCUCUCCGCCUCAUCGUGCCUCCAUCUGUGUGGCUGUUCUGAUCGUUCUGCACUCUCGGUCAUUCUUGUUAUUUUGCUCCUGCUGGCGCUGACUGAAACACCGCUGCAUGCUACUGCGUUUAAUAUGUUUUCACAUCUUUUAAAUGAAAAAUCAUUUCAAUGCAGUGGUUCUAGGGUACUUGUACAUAAAUUAUUUUUUGCCUUUUUUUGUAAAAACAUAUUUUAAAACACAUCAGUCACAGACCAUCCUUCUGAUUUACAGCAAGCGCAAAUAGGAACUUAUUUCCAUUUGACACAAGAUAAAUGUCAAAAUAUCACAUCAUUGAAAGUUUAACCAGCAUGGCCACAGUAAUUUUGGUUGGUUAGUAUUAGUUUUCAACAUUUACAAGUAAAAAACAACACAAAAAAAAUUUUCAUCAGCAAAUAACAUGUAGAGCAGUGUUGUUUAGGAAGUAUUUUGCUUUGCUGAGGACUGAAAUACUUCUGGAUAUUUUGGAUUGAACAUGUUUGAUGUGACUUUUCCAACAGAUCUUUUCAUUGAUUUUCAUCCCAGAAACUUUUUUCUAUAACUCUCUCGACCUUUACACCUUCUGUGGUAACUUUUAGAUUCAGGACUCCCCUUAUGACUUCCAAACAGCAGAGUUUUUUUUAUCUAAAUUUAGUGAUCAUGCAGUUGAAUCAAACCACUUUCUUUAAUUUCUUCAGUUCCAAAUUCUUUUGCUCUGUGAGCUGCUCUGAACUCUCCUCUGGACAGAAAAUAUGAGUCAUCAGCAAACAAGAUCAGUUGCAGUGUGAAGAAAACAAAACUCUUUAUUCCAAAACAUUGACAUGUCAAUAAUGAAUUAAGAGUAUGAAUGAUUCAAGAUGAAUAAAUUGUUUUGGGGUCAAUAUUGACCCCUGAUGGACACCACAAGCAAUGUCCAAUAAUGAAGCUGAAAAUCUCCCAUCUUCACAAACUGCUGUCUGUUGCUCUAAAGCCGCGUUCAACGUCUCACGUUUUGGCUUCGAAAAACAGCAAAAGUUGAACGCGGGUCAAUUUUGAGGUCCGACGCUGAACAACGCCGGGCUGAGGACACGCAGCAUGUUGACGCAGCGAGUCUGUGGUGGGAAGGAGGGGCUUCCGGCCUUAUUUCCUGUGUUUGCUUCGCAUCACGGCUUGAACGAGUGGUAUUUGCUUAAUAAACUCCAACUACAUUUCUUUGUUUCUGUGGAUUUGCUGAUUUUUAAUGGCAGUGAUGUGGAUCUUUGUGAUCAGUCGAUAAAUGUAUCGAAUCUGGGAAUGGAAAUUUUUCUACGAUUUUGAAAAAUUAUGGGAGGAAAGAAACAGACGAAACACAGUUGCUGAUUUGGUGUCUGUCUCCAGUUUUCUUUGAUGGAAUUAGUUUACAGUUUUCAUUUCCAAUUGUAACUACUUCCUGGUCAAUUAUAAGAGUCCACGCUUCUUACUGAUGAAACAUAGAAUUUAUUCUUGUGAACGCUGAUGAACAUCUUCAUUUAACACCGUGAAAACUAAAAUGAAGAGAUAAAAAUCUCAAUUAAUAUAUUUUCAUGACAUAAAUCAGUCUCUGUAGUCAAUCAAAUACACUUCAUUCAAAACAAUAUUUCUAUGUGACAUUUCAAUCUAACAUCUCAAGUUGGAAACACACAUUAGUAACAGAAUCAAAUCAGUUCAAGCUUUUCAUGUAAAUAACAUAAAUCAACUUAAACAAUCUUUACA